Abrus precatorius (Indian licorice) is the source of this 510-nucleotide messenger RNA. RefSeq lists its product as uncharacterized. Bases 1 to 510 code for a protein of 169 amino acids. The record is from RefSeq and is a predicted model, not a curated record. NCBI's taxonomy places the organism in Eukaryota, Viridiplantae, Streptophyta, Magnoliopsida, Fabales, Fabaceae. The transcript has 3 exons.
AUGGCCAAAAACUAUGGCUUCCUCGUAUGCAUUUUGGUCAUGUUGUUCGAUAUUGUUGCUGGCAUACUUGGAAUUCAAGCAGAAAUAGCUCAAAACAAGGUGAAGGAUUUGAAGAUGUGGGUAUUGGAGUGUAAGGACCCAAGCUAUGAAGCUUUCAAGCUAGGAUUGGCUGCUUCCAUUCUCUUGGCCUUAGCUCAUGCAAUUGCUCACAUGCUUGGUGGAUGCAUUUGUAUGCUAUCCAAAGAAGAAUGCCAAAGAGCCACGGCCAAUAGGAAAUUAGCAGUGACUUUUCUAAUUUUCUCAUGGAUAGCAUUAGCAGUUUCAUUCUCAAUGCUAAUCAUAGGCACAUUAGCCAAUUCAAAAUCAAGAGAAUCGUGUGGGAUAUCAAACAAUAGGAUUCUAUCCAUUGGAGGCAUUUUAUGUUUCAUUCACGGGUUGUUCACCGUUGCCUAUUAUGUUUCUGUAACGGCAACAGCAAGGGAAGAAAAAAGCCAAGGAAACCCAUUAUAG